CUAUUCGGGUAAGAUCUAAAAUAUAUAUCCAUCUAAUUCCAGGUCAAGAUCGGUGUUAAUCCUUUCUUUGUUUCUUACGAUCAGUGGAUUGUAAUUUAUGUGGAAACGAGGGGUGAUUUAUUCGGUCUGUCGUAGCUGUUACCCUCACACAGGGUCAAGACUUCAGGCCACAAACAAGGGGACAGAAGAGACCGAAUAUGAAUUACCCCCUCGUUUCCACAGAAAUUAAAUGGAAUGCAGUUUACUGUAUAUGUCACAUAUGUGACAAGAAAUAAGGACUCGGUUCGACAAUGCAGUUUUGUAAACAUGAUGUACAUAUUGUUGGGACAGGGGGAUCCAAUUAUUUUCCUAAACAUUAUAGUGGAUCUAAGAGGGGUGGAGGAUGUCAGAUGACUUGUGAACACUUCUCCUAUAUGGCUUAUCAGAUAGUUAUAUAAAACAAUAGAAGAUGCAGAACAACACAUUUACAUGUAUAUUGCUAGUGGCUUUAACCGCUCUGGUGUGUACUCAGUCGUGUCCAAGUGGAUUUAUUUCUCGAGAGAAAAACAGACGUUCUACAUGCUGUAGACCAAAGAUAUGUAAUAUCAAUGAAGGACAUGAGCUAUGUAGUGGAACAGUAGAAGACCCAGGAGAGGACCAAUGUUUUCCUUGUCCCAAUGGCACCUAUAAUUUGGAUAGAAUUGACACAGCAGCACUCCCUGUGUUUUUUCCAGUGUGCAGGCUUCCCGACUGCAAAUGCAAUCAUGAGGGUGGAAUUAUAAUGAAUCCAAAUGAUUGCAAAUUUGGACGAACAAAGAAAGUGUGUCAAUGCAACAGGAGUGCUGGGUACUAUGGAAGCGAUCCAAUCAGCUGCCUCAAAGUAGACGAGUCCACGAUGUCAUCCAUGAAACAACCUGGAUAUGAACUAACUGAUGAAGGGCAGGUUAGGCGGUGCAAACCAGGAUUCUACAAAUCCUCUGCUGAUACCAGUAUUUGUAAGGCUCAAAAAAUAUGCCUGGUUAUCAGUAUUCCUGGUUCUCCCACUAACGACACAAUCUGUGAUGUUUCUAUGGCAACUCUUCCACCUGAUGUUCCGGACAGUUACGAAAGUACCACCUCUCCCAGAUCAAAUUCCACAGAGCUUCAAGACAUAGUUCCCUCUUCCACACCGGUUGAUAUACUUGUGAUUGCAGGUGUUGGUGGUGGUGUUGUUUUGAUGAUUAUUGUAAUACUCUGCAUUUACUGCUGUAUUAGAUGUUCAAGAAAUGGUGGGAACAUAAGAUCCCAAGAUGAGAGAGAACAAAUUCAUCCUCUGAAUCCAAGUGGAAUAUACGAUGAAAUUGGCGUAGAAAGAAGACUGAGAGAGCAAGAUGGACAUAUUAUGUAUGACACAAAUAAUUCUGUGCCCAGUAUGCCCUCCAGUCAAGACACUGAUGACCAGAGAAGAUAUAACGGUGAACGAACAGAUGCAGGAACAGACGGAAGUUUGGGAAUUGCUAUGAUGGGCGGGGAAUUAUCAUACAGUAUAUUGUCACAAGAUUCAGUAGAUACUACAAAUGGUGCUCACUGUAAUACCCCACUUAAAACGUUUGUCACAAUAGAUCCAAAUCCUGAACAAGAGGAUGCACAGAAAUUUUGUCCAGGGGCCCAUGUUGUGACAGAACUUGACAUAGUUAGGUUCUCUGACCAAAAGUCAUCAUGAAUUAGAUGUUAAAAUAAUCGGUAUUACGUGGUCAUUAUGUGGUCAAGAUGAAUUCAUUGGAGAAGAGACAAUCCCUUUUCUUACUCAUUUAAUAAGGAAGGAUGCUCCUUAAAGCUAAGAUGAACAAAUUCAACAAUAUAUAUAUAUAUAUAUGUUAGUACAUGUAAAAACAAAUUAUUACCUAUGAUGAAAUACCAUUGUAUGGAGUUUAUUGCCUUGUUACUUGUUGAAUAGUAAGAUUCAAAGCCAAAGCUCUGUGACUGAUAAAUAACUUAGUUUAGGUCAAGGUUAAAUUUGCCAUGUGCACACAUAUCUUGUUGAAUCUUCUGUUUGUGAUAUGUCAUAAUAUUGUUACAGUAUGCGUUUGGUAUGUGUUUGCGAUUGUUGUAUUUCUAUGGGAGGUGUUUUUUUUUGAAUUUGUACACAAAUGUAGAUAAAACAUGCAUAUACCUCCAAUUAAUGAAUGUUAUUUAUUGCACAUUUUUAUGCAUGAUUGUUGCUAGACAUAUUUGUGACUUUUUGUAUACAGUGAAACCCUGUCCCUUUAUAAUCUGAUAUGUGCUUUAGGGAGAAAUUCUGUCAUCGUAGAUAUGAUGUUAGAUUGCAGUGUAAAAAAACCCAGGAAAAAGACAAUUCCAGCAUUCGACUUUUAACAUACAUGUAUUUCCUUUAAUUAUUUUGUGCUUCAAUGAAUUAAUGUUUCAGAUAGAGAUAUUUGCAUGUACUUAUUUUUUUUUUCACCUUUUAUUGUGUACUCAACUGAUAUUUUGCAUUACUGCUCUCGAGUUGGUUUUGCAUGUGAGAAAGCUUUGUUGUUUGUUGUAUGCAAAAUGGUUAUACAUGUUGAUAGAAGGAAUGAGAUUAAAUAUUUAUAAAAACACA
Ostrea edulis (European flat oyster) is the source of this 2563-nucleotide messenger RNA. Its product is annotated as tumor necrosis factor receptor superfamily member 1B-like. Lineage: Eukaryota; Metazoa; Mollusca; Bivalvia; Ostreida; Ostreidae. The transcript is spliced from 13 exons. The record is from RefSeq and is a predicted model, not a curated record. The coding region runs from base 449 to 1681 and encodes 410 amino acids.